This is a messenger RNA of Sarcophilus harrisii (Tasmanian devil), 2137 nucleotides long. It is a transcript of the gene SFRP5, whose product is annotated as secreted frizzled related protein 5. The transcript is spliced from 3 exons. The record is from RefSeq and is a predicted model, not a curated record. The coding region runs from base 16 to 1221 and encodes 401 amino acids. Gene Ontology annotation, molecular function: Wnt-protein binding. Gene Ontology annotation, biological process: canonical Wnt signaling pathway; negative regulation of canonical Wnt signaling pathway; non-canonical Wnt signaling pathway. NCBI's taxonomy places the organism in Eukaryota, Metazoa, Chordata, Mammalia, Dasyuromorphia, Dasyuridae.
CGCUGCCCCCGGGCCAUGGGCCGCAGGAGAUUGGCUGCGGCUAAUCGCCGGGGCUGCAGCCAGCGCUCCGAGGUGGGUGGCGCCAGGCUUACUCAAUCGGCCCGCCCGGGAGCCCAACCUGCAGCAGACACACACAUUGCGCUCCAAGUCCCCGCGCGCGAAGCCCGGCGGAGCACCGGGGAGCCCGACCUGCCCGGGGGCCGGGGGAGCGGCCCGAGCCCUGGCCGGGAGGCCGCACACAAAGAGAUGCGGGGCGCACGGACGACGCUGCGGCUGCUGCUGCUGGGGCUGGGACUGGGCUUGGGGCUGCUGGCGGUGCCGGGCGCUCCGGCCGCCCGAGCCGAGGAGUACGACUACUACGGCUGGCAAGCGGAGCCCCUGCCCGGCGGGGGCGGGGGGCGCUUCUACUCCAAGCCCCCGCAGUGCCUGGACAUCCCGGCCGACCUGGCUCUCUGCCACACGGUGGGCUACAAGCGCAUGCGGCUGCCCAACCUGCUGGAGCACGAGAGCCUGGCCGAGGUGAAGCAGCAGGCGAGCAGCUGGGUGCCGCUGCUGGCCAAGCGCUGCCACUCGGACACGCAGGUCUUCCUGUGCUCGCUCUUUGCCCCCGUCUGCCUGGACCGGCCCAUCUACCCCUGCCGCUCGCUCUGCGAGGCGGUGCGCGACGGCUGCUCCCCGCUCAUGGGCUCCUACGGCUUCCCCUGGCCCGAGAUGCUGCACUGCCACAAGUUUCCUCUGGACAACGACCUGUGCAUCACCGUGCAGUUCGGCCACGUGCAGGCCACCGCGCCGCCAGUGACCAAGAUCUGUGCCCAAUGUGAAAUGGAGCAAAGUGCGGAUGGCCUCAUGGAACAGAUGUGCUCCAGCGACUUUGUGGUCAAAAUGCGGAUCAAAGAGAUCAAAAAUGAAAACGGCGACCGGAAGCUCAUUGGGGCCCAGAAGAAGAAGAAGCUACUCAAGACUGGACCCUUAAAGCGCAAGGACACCAAGAAGUUGGUGCUCUAUAUGAAGAAUGGGGCCAGCUGUCCCUGCCCCCAGCUGGACAGCCUGACUGGGAACUUCCUUAUCAUGGGGCGAAAGGUGGAGGGACAACUUCUGCUUACAGCUGUCUACCGCUGGGAGAAAAAGAACAAGGAAAUGAAGUUUGCCGUCAAGUUCAUGUUCUCCUACCCUUGCUCCCUCUACUAUCCCUUUUUCUAUGGGGCUUCAGAGCAACACUGAAGGGCUGCCCUUCCUUCUCCCCCACCCAGCCCCACUUGGUCUCAGCUGGUGCCUUCUUCUCCCAGUCCUGUGGACUGGCUGCCUCUUCCACACACACCCCCACCCUGGUCUUCCCUGCUGCCGGGCCUGAUGGAGCCAAUGAGUAGGAAGGAGCAAUUCCAUGUGGGAGGAAAUGACAAAUAAACUGAGGCCCAAUUAGCAAGAUAUGAUUGCCAUGGCAACCAGGUGAUAUCCCGGCCUUAAGGGAAGGUAUGGAGUAAAAGGGUCACCUUCAAUGGCCGCGAGGUGCUACAGUGCACCUGGCUGGUACCUAAGGAGUGGAUCUCUAUUGACACUGAGACCUCGGGGGUUCAGAAAGCAAGUAAUAGGAGGGAAUGAGGAGGGUCUGACCAACUCGAGAAGGUUAUUUCCAGAGAGAAAUGGAAAUUUCUUUAGCCUUUCUCAUUCUCAAUGAUGAAAGCAAGAACUGGGAAGUUUCGUUCUGAAAUACAAUAAGCUGCCCUGACUAGCGUCAAAUUUCUUUCUGUUCCUCACUUUAUUCCUCCAGAAAGUAAAAGAAAUUAGAACCAUCAGUUAAAUGCAUUGUAGCGUUAUCGGCCAAGCCCCAACUCCCCUCUUUCCCUCCUACCAUUGACCUAGUCUUCCCCCAUUGUCCUACCUUCCACUUAGGUUUACCUACCAUUGCCCUGACUGAAAGAGGAAGACCAGUCCCCAGUUCUAUGCAAUUACUGCCCCCUCCAGAAUUCCUCCUGGGGGUUCAUUCACCAUCCUUAACAUUUCCUUCCUGCCACCACCCUCCCCAGCCUGUUUUAAGUAAAUUAUUGCUAGUGCUGAAGUCACAGGGGCUAAAGAAUUUAUGUCAUUUGGUUUUUGUAAGUUUUUAAUUAAACCAGAGGAAUCAACCAAUGGGAUCGGA